UUACGGCUGCAUUCAGCUCUCGUUCCUUUUGCUGUAGUUCUCUUUACAGAUUUACGCGGUCUUCUUUUUGUCAUUUGGAACUGUUUAUCGGUUGUAUAUUGGACCGUCGCUAACCGCGAGUGGCGUUUUCUGCUCGACCCAGUUUGUGACCGCUGCUCCACUUUUUUAGAGUCACCAGUGACGUUUUCUGCUCGACCUGACUCGAUUGUAUAUACCCUCACUGUUUUUAUUGUUGGGUUGACGCUUUGAUGGAGCAUCUGUGCUGCAAAGACUGCUUGACUCUGCUACAAUCGGAGGAUGGUCAUGUUUUGUGUCCCGCCUGCCUUGGUGUGGAUCAUCUGCGGGAUGCCCUCAUUGGCAAUUCUUGCACCGACUGCAUGGUUAUGCCGCGUGCUGUGAAGGUUGCUCGACUGGUGGAGUUUGAGGAUCCCCCUGAUUGGGCUUCUUCAUCUGCUGAGAUGCCGGCCGGCCAACCCCAGGCACACGGCAAGCGUUCUUCCUCUGAGGCUCAGGAUUGGCCGAGGAAGAGACGGAAGGCGGACUCUCAGAGCAGAUUGUCCACUAAAGUGGACUCUAUGUCAUCGGAGCUCGCUCAGAUGAAGGCUCUGCUUCAGAAUCUUCAGUCUGAUGCUGGACGCACUGUGGUUGUUCCGCAUGAACAUGAACUGCCUUUGCAAGAUGAUGCACUGUCUGUUGCCGCGUCCGAUACGCAGUUUCGGGAUGAUUAUGACACAUUGAGUUCCCGGGUGUCUGAGGCUGGGUCUCAUGCAUCAACAGGCUCCCUGGGCACAGGAGAGGACUCCGUAUCUGUGGCUAUAGCAACUGCCCUUACCCGUUUGGGUCUCGAUGUACCCCGUGCUCAACAGGCCCAGUCCAGCACCUUCUUCCGUCGUCAACAAGCCUCCAUGCCUUUUGCUGUUCCUCCUUCUCAGGAGUAUGGGAAGGAGCUACAUGCCUGCUGGACAGACAAUAAAGCCUUCUCCAGGCGCACUUCCGAUGGUCGUGCACUGGCUUCAAUGCACGAUGCUGACAAGUAUGGCCUCGGUCAUAUGCCUGCUGUGGAACCGGCCAUUGCGUCCCUUAUAGUGCAUCCGGAGGAGACACUUCGCACUAAUGCUAGAUGUCCUCGGCCCCAGUGUAGAAUUAUGGACGACUUACUCUGCAAGGCAUAUGACAUGGGAGCCCGCAUGGGUCGUAUCGGAAACUCUCUGUCACAUCUCAUGUUGGGCCUUUCGGCGUCAUUGGACCGGAGCUCCGUUGACCCAUCUACAUGGGGCCUAAUGGAUGCUUCCCUGCAGGCUUUUGCCCUUAUGUCUAGGGAGCUCGGGCAUCUCAUGUCCACUCUCGUACAGACUCGAUGCCAAGUUUGGUUAGCGCAAUCUCUGCUUUCGGAGCCGAACAGAUGGACUUUGCGGAGUGUACCGGUGGUUCCUGGUGAGUUGUUUGGAGCAGCUGCGCUGGAGGCCUUAGAACGCACGGCGCAGGCGAACUGCACGAGACGCCAGUUGGUGGGUCUUCGAACGCGUCCGCCUUCCCGUGGGGGUUCGGGAACUACCUCGUCGUCUUCACGGGGGUGCUCCUCUGCCACUUCGAACCCCUUUGUCGAGUCCCGUCUCCAGGACUAUAGGCCAGUUCCAGAAAGGAGGUCGCAGGGUUCGGCUAUGCCUUCCCGCCCCUCGAGGACUGGGCAGUCAUACCAGCGCCCCCUCAAGCCCUCAAGAGGGCAGGGGGCACGCAGAUGUGACACGACGGCCGGCGGUCAGAUAUUUUACCUCGGGUCAACUCAGACUCUGGGCCGCCCACACCCCAGACGUCUGGGUACUCACCACACUGACCCGUGGUUAUCGUAUUCAGUUCUGCCGCCAGCCUCCAGUUCAAAUGACCAUUAUCCGAGACCAGGGCACGGACACUGGAGACCGAAAUUGGCACCUUGCUGGCCAAGGGUGCUAUAGUGUCUGUGGACCCCCUGCUAGAUCCAGGGGGCUUUUAUUCCCGAUACUUCCUUGUUCCAUAAAAGACGGGCGACUUACGCCCCGUUCUCGACCUUCGCGGUCUGAACGCCUUUUUAAAGGUGCUUCCGUUCAAAAUGUUACGCAUCCCCCACGUCCUCCAGGCAAUCAAUCCAGGGGACUGGUUCACGUCGAUAGAUUUAAAGGACGCAUAUUUUCAUGUCCCAAUUGCGCGUCCACACUGGCGGUUCCUUCGGUUUGCUUUUCGACGGUGACACUAUCAGUUCCGCGUCCUUCCUUUCGGCCUUUCCCUGUCGCCCAGAGUGUUCUCCCGCUGCGUUGCUGCGGCUCUCUCGCCCCUGCAAGCUCGGGGCUUGAAGAUCAUGCCCUAUCUGGACGACUGGCUGAUCUGCGCCCCGUCUCACGACAAAGUUGUUCGGGAUACUCGGAUUGUGCUCGAUCAUGUGGCCUCUCUAGGCUUGCGCAUCAAUGUAGAGAAGAGCAACCUGGUGCCCGCACAGGUGACAACUUUUCUCGGUAUGGUGCUGAACUCGCGGACCAUGACCGCUUGCCCCUCGCCUCGAAGAGUUUGGGAUAUCUUGCACAUGCUCCCACAGUUCCAGCGUGGACGGGCUCCACCUUACGUCCUGUACCUUCGCCUACUGGGGAAGUUAGUGGGGGCGUCGACGGUAGUCCCUUUGGGUCUACUGUCGCUUUGACCACUCCAGAUGUGGCUAAACAGCUUGCACCUCGACACGAUCACCGGCGGAGGUGCCUCCGUGUGUCCCAAUGAUGUCUCGAAUCUCUCUCACAGUGGCGGAGGGGCCACUUCAUCACACAGGGGGUGCCUAUGGGCUCUGUUCCAGCUCACUGGGCGGUGGUCCACACAGACGCCUCCCUUCGAGGUUGGGGAGCGACAUGGCAGGGCCACAUGGUUCAAGGCAUGUGGGCAGCAUUGGCUUCAUAUCAAUGUUCUGGAGCUGAUAGCGGUGGAAUUGACGCUGCGGCAUGUUCUCCCAUGUCUACGGAACAGGCAUGUUUUGGUGAGGUCCGACAACACGAGCGUGGAAUUCCAUAUCAAUCACCAGGGGGGCACCCGGUCUCUGGGAUUGGUGAUGCUCACCACUCGGAUUCUGACCUGGGCUGCUCCACGUCUGGCCAGCCUGAGAGCUAUGCAUAUCCCAGGCGUGCUGAACACGUCGGCGGAUUUCCUGUCCCGGCAGAUGCCUCGACCAGGGGAAUGGAGACUUCACCCGGAGGUGGUGAGUCAUCUCUGGCAGGCCUUCGGCAGGGCCGAAGUGGACCUGUUUGCGUCCAAGGAGUCCACGCAUUGUCACGACUGAUUCAGCCUUGCGGACAACACGGCUCCACGGGACCUGGAUGCUCUGGCACACGAUUGGCCCGGAACUCUCCUAUAUGCUUUUCCACCUGUUCCACUAAUCUUGCCAAUGCUGCUCAGGGUUUUUCAAGAGGGACUUCGAUUGAUACUGAUAGCCCCAUUUUGGCCGGCCAGGACAUGGUUUCCACUGCUGCGCAGGCUCUGCUGCAGCUUGCCGAGGCCCCUGCCGUCCAGGAGGGACCUCCUGUCCCAAUUCGGGGGGAGGAUAUUGCACCCGAAUCCAGAUCGACUCCGGCUGUGGGCUUGGCUACUACAGGGCCCAGGAUCUCAUUCUCUGAGUAUGACGGGGACAUAGGCCGCACUAUUGCCAAUGCCCGGGCCCCGUCUACAUGGCGGUUGUAUGCAAGCCGAUAGACGUUUUUCGAUAGGUGGUGUCGGAACAGGAACCUUGAUGCUGUCCAGUGCCCUGUGCCGUUCAUCUUAGAGUUUUUACAGGAACUUUUCAACCUGGGUCGCUCGCCGUCUAUCCUUAAGGUAUAUGUUGCCGCCAUUUCUUGCUUGCAUCAUGGUUUUAAUGGUUGUACCGUUGGCAGUGAUAAGACUGUGUCGUCUUUUUUAAAGGGUUCUCGCCGCCUCCGCCCUCCCACACGGCCGGUGGCUCCAUCUUGGGAUUUAUUUCUCGUGCUGGAGUCCCUUCGGGCUGCUCCGUUCGAACCCCUGAAAUGGCUGUCGUUGAAGACUGCCUUUUUGUUAGCUAUGGCUUCGGGUAAGCGUGUUGGGGAACUGCAGGCCCUGUCAGUUCAUGACAGCCGCUGCAGGUGGAAUGCUGACGGCUCUGGUGUUACUCUCUGGCCUGAUGCUUCUUUUCUUCCUAAGGUACUUACCGAUACCGCUAUUGCGCGUCCACUCCGGCUGGCGCGUUUUGGAUCAACGACUUCAUCCGAGCCUCUGUGUCCUGUUCGUGCUCUCGAAAUGUACAUACGGGCCACCGGGGGUGUCCGCAAGUCUGACAACCUGUUUGUCUGCUAUGCCAGACCUCGCUUGGGCCUGGCUCUGUCAAGACAGAGACUUGCCCAUUGGGUUGUUGAUGUUAUUAAGCAGGCUUAUCUGUCGCAGGGGCGGUCUCUACCAGAGGGUGUGAGAUGCCAUUCCACACGAGGUCUGUCCACUUCAUGGGCUGCAUUGGCCGGUGUUCCCCUUGACGUUAUUUGUGAGGCUGCAUCAUGGGCGUCGGAAUCUACAUUCUCGAGGUUUUACAGAGUGAACGUGGCGGUGUCCAACCCAUUGGACGGGGUCCUUCGGCACAACUCGUCUGCUUUAUAAGGUGGGCAUGGUUUGCUGUUUUCGUCUUUUAUUGGAUUCCUCGGGACUUUGUUGAUAUGUGUCAUCCAGUGCUUUAUGCACCGCCUCUGGCGGUCAGUAGGGAUGAAAUAGAACGAUGGUUACGAAUGUAACUACGGUUCUAUGAAUCCCGGAUGACCGCCAGAGCGUCCAGUCUCUCGGCAUCUCCUGCUUGCGAGAGGUCUUGAGGGACUGAGCUUCCAGUGUCACGUGGCUAUAUAGGUUCACGUGAGCCACCGGGAGGUCACGUGUGACUUUGUUGUCAUUAAUACUCGACCUGCGCAAGCGUAAGGAUGAUCAUCCAGUGCUUUAUGCACCGCCUCUGCCGGUCAUCCGGGAUUCAUAGAACCGUAGUUACAUUCGUAACCAUCGUUUUGUGAUAUUUUAUUGUUUGAUUUGGUAACAUCCACCAGUCUUGUGUUUUUUCUGAUCAUUUUUAUGUUCAUUUAGCUACUGAGCAAUAAAUUCCUUUACCUGAACCAAAUAACAUUUGCUUGUUUUGUUGCAUCCAGCUGACCUUAAAGGUUUGAUCAGACCGGUUGUUUGAAAUAGAAGGGAUUUCUGUUGUAAAUUGUAACGAAAAAUAUUUUACAGGCACCUACUAAGGGAAUGUAGUCACCACUCUCGCUAAAAAUGCUCAAAUUGCUGCAGAGAUCAUAGAAAAUACAUUAUUAUAAGAGUAAUUCACAACAAACACAAAGGAUUGUUGUCUGUACAUUCAUGAUGCAAAUCUGUCAUGUUUAUAUAUCUAUGUACAAUAUUAGAAAAAAUGGGGAGAAUGCAAAUGAGAUUUAAUCUGAAAUACACAGCAGGAAAAUUUCUGGUUUGUUCUUGUGGACAUCCUUUAAGCCAGUCAGAUCAACAGUGUCAUUAGACAGAAAAUCAGUCCUCUUCUCCCAGAUCUCAGUGGAAAUUCAUUCUGUUUUGGAGACUUGGGAUCAAACAGGGAGCCUCUGUAGGACACAUUUGAAGGAGCGUUCAUUGUGCCUCUGUGACACAAUCGUCCUGAAAACUCAGCUUCAGAAAAAUGCAGCCCAUGAAUCAGGACAUAGCUCCUCCCCUUCAUGAAAAAAUAAAAACAGCUGUCUUAAAUUUCCGCACUUCCUCUUUGCACCCACAACAUUCCCUUCCCGUUAUUGUUCACGCUGCUUUUCUGCAAUACAAAUCCCAGACAAGUGUGAAGUUUACAAUGGAGGGAACUGAGUCAACAACUAGACAGAGAGCAACAGGAGAAGCUGGGAACCAGCAGCCAGACAGCUCGGUGCUGAUGUCCAACAAGCCUCUGCAUCGCUUUGUCCAAAAAGAGCCCAGGAGUAUUGGGAUUGUUAUUCUGAUGUUUGGCUGUGCUGAGACGCUGAUGGGACUUCAACUGUCUGGUCAAGAGCUGUUCUCCUCUUCUGAUAUCUACAUCCCCUUCUGGCAGGGAGCUCUG
Messenger RNA from Acanthochromis polyacanthus (spiny chromis), 6061 nucleotides. RefSeq lists its product as uncharacterized. The transcript is spliced from 3 exons. Lineage: Eukaryota; Metazoa; Chordata; Actinopteri; Pomacentridae. The coding region runs from base 249 to 1952 and encodes 567 amino acids. The record is from RefSeq and is a predicted model, not a curated record.